GUCUCCUUCAAGCCUCAAAAUCAAAGUAAGAAGAUGGAAGCAAACACUAUGUUUCUUACAAAAGCUCUUCUUCUUGUCUGUUUCAGAGUCUGCUUCACAUUAGCUUCUGACCCCGACCCGAUCCAAGACUUCUGUAUACCAAAACCAAUCACAUCUCCUCAUCACCAUUCCUUCUCCACAAACCUCCCAUGCAAAAACUCCUCCGAACUAACCACCGAAGAUUUCAUCUUUUCCGGCUUUAAAACCCCUGGAAACUUCUCCGAGACCGGGCUAGCCACAGUCCCCGUAAACCCGACAACCUUCCCGGGCCUUAACACACUGGGUUUGUCUUUUGUCCGGGCUGAUCUCAAACCCGGAGCUAUAAACCCGCCACAUUACCAUCCUAGGGCCACGGAGGUAGCCCACGUGGUUAAAGGACGGGUAUACUCUGGUUUUGUGGACUCUAACAAUAAAGUCUACGCUAAGGUUAUGGAAGAGGGAGAAAUGAUGGUGUACCCAAAAGGGCUAGUGCAUUUUCAGAUGAACGUGGGAGAUGUUACGGCCACGAUUCUAGGAGGACUUAAUAGCCAAAGCCCCGGGAUUCAGAAGAUACCGUCGGUUGUUUUUGGGUCAGGGAUUAACGAGGAGUUGCUUGUGAAAGCUUUUGGGUUGAGUCUUGAGCAGAUUGGUACUUUGAAGAAAAGAUUUAAUCCUGUCAUGUCUAAUGAACAUUGAUGUUUUCUCUUAAACGAGAUUAUAUUAUUAUGCAACUUAUAAGUUAUAUAUC
Molecule: messenger RNA, 766 nt
Organism: Brassica oleracea var. oleracea
Lineage: Eukaryota; Viridiplantae; Streptophyta; Magnoliopsida; Brassicales; Brassicaceae
Product: germin-like protein subfamily 3 member 2
Exons: 1
Coding region: 34-714 (226 amino acids)
Cellular component (GO): cell wall
Molecular function (GO): manganese ion binding
Source: RefSeq, a predicted model, not a curated record